AUGCUCGAGGCGGUCUAUACACUCGUCUUUUCGUACGCACUCGGCUUCUACUACGGCUGGGACAUCUGCCUCGUCGUCUUUGCCGUCUCGCCCAUCGCCGGACUCUCGGGCGCCAUCGCCAUCUUCAUCGCGCUCACCGCGGGCCAAAAGAUGUCGGACGCGUACGCCGCCGCCGGUGCGAUCGCCUCCGAGGCGCUCUCGUCGAUCCGCACCGUCGCCGCCUUUGGGCUCGAGCGGGUGGCGGCGGAGAGGUACGAGCGCAAGCUCAAAAAGGCGGAGAAGAUCGGCAUCGCGCUCGUCUGGCAGGCUGGGUUCGCGAUGUCGUGGAUGAUCGCCGCCAUCUGCAUCAUGAUGGUGUCGGGGCUCCUGUACGGCGGCCUCGACGUCUCCUCCGAGCAGCAGGCAUCCGCCUUCGAGUACGCCGUCGACAUGACUUGGGGCCAGAUCUUCGACUCGAUGGGCAUCACCUCGCCCAAUCUCGCCUCAUCGCGCCUCAUCGCGGGUCCUCUCUUGAUGAAGGCGUGCCGCGUCGCUGCGCCCGUCCACGAGACCAUCGAGCGCGUGCCGCAGAUCAACUCGUUCGCGACGGGCGGCGUCAAGCUGCAGGCUGUGCGCGGUGACAUCUCGGUGCGCGACGUGGUCUUCGCGUACCCCGCCGCGCCCGAACACGUCGUCUGCAACGGCUACUCGCUCGAGAUUGGCGCGGGGCAGACGUGCGCGCUUUGCGGCCCGUCCGGCAGCGGCAAGUCGACCAUCAUCAACCUAAUCGAGCGCUUCUACGACCCCAUCUCGGGAGCCGUCUUUUUGGACGGCGUCGACCUGCGAGACGUCAACGUGCGCUGGCUGCGGCAGCAGAUCGGCCUCGUGGGGCAGGAGCCGGUCCUCUUUGUGGGAACCGUCGCCGAGAACAUCGCGUACGGCAAGGAGGGCGCGAGCCGCGAGGAGGUGGAGGAGGCGGCGCGCAACGCGAACGCGCACGGCUUCAUCAUGAGCAACCUGCCGAAUGGGUACGAGUCAUCGGUGGGGCAGGGCGGCGGCAUGCUGUCCGGCGGGCAGAAGCAGCGCAUCGCGAUAGCGCGCGCCGUCGUGCGCAAGCCGGCCAUCCUGCUGCUCGACGAGGCGACGUCGGCGCUCGACACGACGAGCGAGCGGGUGGUGCAGGCGGCGAUCGACGAGAUCAUGCAGAAGCAGCGGCGGACGACAGUCACGAUCGCCCACCGGCUGAGCACCAUCCGGCACGCCGACAAGAUCGCAGUCGUCGACCAGGGUGUGGUGGUCGAGCAAGGCACGUGGGACGAGCUCGUCGCCAUCGACGGAGGCAAGUUCCAGGAGCUCGCCAACAGGCAGCCCGCCCCCGCGCCGGACGAGGCCGCCGUGCCCGCCGACGCCGACGACGACGUGCUGAUCACGGCCUACCCUUCUCUCGUCUCGUCCACGAGCCGCACCACGGCCGGCGCCGGCGACACGGCGCUGCUGCCGCACUCGCCCCUCCCGCCCGGACAGCACUUCCAGUGGAGCGGCAAGGCGGGCGCGCCGGAGCUGUCGGUGGGCAAGCACGACGAGAAAGAGUGGGUCUUCUGGCGCGUCUCGCGGCUGCAGAAGCGGGGCGACGGCCUCCUCCUCGCCAUCGGCGCCCGCCCCCUCGGCGGCUCCUUCUUCUCGAUGCUCGACGGCUGGGCGGUUCCCGCGCUCGGCUUCGCCUUCACGAAGCUCUCCGUCUCCCUCUUCCGGACCGACCCAGGCCGCAUCCACGACGACGUCAUCUUUUGGGCCCGCUCGUACGCCAUCGCGUACGUCGCCAUCGGUUUCGCCUUCGUUCCCGUCGUCACUUGCGAGCUCGGCCUCUUUGGCAUGACCGGCGAGCACCUCACGCGCAACUUGCGCGCCGUGAGCAUCCGCUCGCUCGAGAUCGGUUUCUUCGACGACCCGGAGAACUCUGCCGGCGCACUCACCCUCUUCCUCGGCGAGAAGCUGACGCUGGUGCAGGCGGUCAACGGCGAGAAGCUCGCCGUCGCCAUCCGCCAGAUCUCGACCAUCUGCUUCGGCACGUUCCUCGUCUUCAAGUACGGCUACUGGCAGCUCGGCGUCGUGAUGCUCGCGUCGGCGCCCGUUAUGGCCGUGGCGAUGGGUCUGCUGCUCGUCGUCGUCUUCGGGAUCAAGAAUCCGCGCCCGACGGGCGAGGGGCCGCAGGCGCAGAAGAAUGUCGGCUCGCUCGUGGGCGAGGUGGUGCUCGGCAUCCGGACCGUCGCAUCGUACGGCGCAGAGCGGCGCUUCUACGAGGAGUACGAGCGGACCUGCGACACGCAGUUGCGGCAGGCGACGCGCGCCUCGGCGCUGACCGGCUGCGCCGUCGGCAUCGGCAAGGGCGCGCCCGUCAUCUUCAUCGGCGCCGUCUGCUACUAUGGCUGCAUCCUGAUCACGGCGGACAAGUUCCUCAUCCCCGUAAUGGUCAUCUUCUUCAUGUCGAUCGGCAUGGGCGCCGUCGGAGUCAUCGUGACGGACUCGCAGAACGCGCUCUCCGCCGCGCGCCUCCUGUUUGCCCUCCUCUCGCGCCGCUCGCGCAUCGACCCCACCGACAACAAGGGCACGCGCUUGCGCGGGCUGCGCGGCGACAUAUCGGUGCAGAAUGUCAUCUUUGCGUACCCCGCCGCGCCCGACCACAUCAUCUGCAACGGCUACUCCCUCGAGAUUGGCGCGGGGCAGACGUGCGCGCUUUGCGGCCCGUCCGGCAGCGGCAAGUCGACCAUCAUCAACCUAAUCGAGCGCUUCUACGACCCCAUCUCGGGAGCCGUCUUCCUGGACGGCGUCGACCUGCGAAAUAUUAACGUGCGCUGGCUGCGCUCGCAGAUCGCGCUGGUGGGGCAGGAGCCGGUCCUCUUCCUUGGCACCGUCGCCGAGAACAUCGCGUACGGCAAGGAGGGCGCGAGCCGCGAGGAGGUGGAGGAGGCGGCGCGCAACGCGAACGCGCACGGCUUCAUCAUGAGCAACCUGCCGCACGGAUACAACACCAACGUGGGCAUCCGGGGCGGCAUGCUGUCCGGCGGGCAGAAGCAGCGCAUCGCGAUAGCGCGCGCCGUCGUGCGCAAGCCGGCCAUCCUGCUGCUCGACGAGGCGACGUCGGCGCUCGACACGACGAGCGAGCGGGUGGUGCAGGCGGCGAUCGACGAGAUCAUGCAGAAGCAGCGGCGGACGACGGUCACGAUCGCCCACCGGCUGAGCACCAUCCGGCACGCCGACAAGAUCGCAGUCGUCGACCGCGGCGUCGUCGUGGAGCAGGGACGGCACGAGGAGCUCAUGUCGCUGAACGGCGUCUAUGCCGGCUUGAUAGCUGCACAAAACACAUGA
Molecule: messenger RNA, 3345 nt
Organism: Emiliania huxleyi CCMP1516
Lineage: Eukaryota; Haptophyta; Isochrysidales; Noelaerhabdaceae
Product: putative ABC transporter
Exons: 7
Coding region: 1-3345 (1114 amino acids)
Biological process (GO): transmembrane transport
Cellular component (GO): membrane
Molecular function (GO): ABC-type transporter activity; ATP hydrolysis activity; ATP binding
Source: RefSeq, a predicted model, not a curated record